This is a messenger RNA of Dermacentor silvarum, 1933 nucleotides long. Its product is annotated as nuclear pore complex protein Nup155. Gene Ontology annotation, cellular component: nuclear pore inner ring; nuclear pore. Lineage: Eukaryota; Metazoa; Arthropoda; Arachnida; Ixodida; Ixodidae. Gene Ontology annotation, molecular function: structural constituent of nuclear pore. The record is from RefSeq and is a predicted model, not a curated record. Bases 627 to 1751 code for a protein of 374 amino acids. The transcript has 5 exons. Gene Ontology annotation, biological process: protein localization to nuclear inner membrane; RNA export from nucleus; protein import into nucleus.
GAGGCUACGUCUCGUGAGUGGGCCUCCCUGGGCCAGCUGUUGCAGCUGGUGACGCACACGGCAGAGCUGCUUGGACUGUGGAAGGUGCUGUGCGACCACCAGUUCCGCGCCGUGUCUGCAGCCUUCCCCCCGACCUCCGUGAUCAGCUGCGCAAUGCGACCCUCCGCGAGCUUGUGCUGGCCGACCGACAGCUUCCGGCUGGCCUCGCUGCCGCACUGGUGCAGACCUACCUGGAGGACAAUGCAGCAGCAGAAGCAGUGUCCAACCGGCUGCGCAGCGUUUGCCCAUCCCUGUAUCGCAUUGAGGAUGCACUCUUCACACGGGCCCACGAGAAGCUGCUGGCUGCGCGGACCGAGCGCAAUGCUGAGGAGCGCCGGAAACUCCUGGACGAGGCACUCGCCCUUUGCAAGCAGGUGGGUCCUCAACUGCCGCUGGGCACGGCAUGUGGCCUGCUGACCAGCUGUGGUCACCACGCAGGGGUCAUUGACCUCAGCCUCUCACUGGCGAAGCAACGGGACCCCCAGGGGCUGGCCCUGCACUUCUACCGGCAGGGAGAGCGGCCCGAGGACGAGCGCGGCCGGCAAGCCUAUGGCGCACGCCUCGAGUGCUACCAGGUGAUUCGAGACAUGCUGUCUGAGCUGCGUGCUACCAGCGGAGCCGAUGUCUCCUCUUACGAGGCCAUGCUCGGUCUGGCCCUGCGGUCAGAUGACGAGACGUUUCAUGCCUCGCUGUACGACUGGCUCUGUGAGAGUGGUCAGUCCGCACGCCUGUUGGACGUGCGCAGCCCAUUCCUGGAGGCGUACCUGCAACGCCGGUGUGAUGCGGCCGACCUGCUGUGGAAGUACCACGAGCGGGUGGGCAACUAUGGUGCAGCUGCACGCAUCCUCGCCAAACUGGCCGACCGACCGGGUGCCGAUGCGACCCUGGCUAGGCGCCUCGAGUACCUGGCGCGAGCUAUCGUCUGCGUCAAGAGUACCCACUUUCAGGUCACAAAUGCAGCUCAUGAAGGGAACUUCCUGCACCAGCUUGAGGAGAAGCUAGAAGUGGCCCGCUUGCAGGCCAAAGUCCGGGAUGCGCUGCUACUGAGGCCAGACCUGCCGAUGGCAACUGAGCUGGCUGCCCGCCUUGAUGCGGAGCUGGUAGAUGUGACGCACCUAUACGGUGAAUACGCAGAUCCGUACGAUCUGGCCGAGUGCAAACUCGCCAUUGUGCGCUCCUCGGGCUACGACAAGCCCUUGCUGGUUGAAAGCCUGUGGCAGAGCCUCCUGGAGCGAGAGUUCCAUGAGAACGCCCGUCCGGACCAGCUGUCUCAGCGAUUAGAAUCGUUAGCCCGAGAGUAUGCUCCGUCGGAGAAGUUCUUCCCGCUAGCCUUCCUCGUCAAAUUCCUGGAAUUGCGUGGAAGCCAGCAUGGUUUCGAGCCUGGCUGGAUUCUCGAGCCUUUACUUGGUGCCCACGUGUCCAUCUCCAGGCUCAGGGACGCUUACAAUGACCUCUACCGAGGGAAAGACCCGGCGUUCGCUGAGCGCUCGCUCCAUCUGCUGCAUGCUAUAGCACGUCUGAUUGGACUGUUCCUCGAAGGUCGUAACGUUGAAGGUGUUGAGAGGCGGCGCCUGGCCAACAGGUGUGUCAAUGACAUCCCAGGCUACCUCAUUGACCUGCAAUCAACGGCUGCAGGAGACGAGACUGUGAUUAGCCUGAUCGGCACGUUUAAGGAACUCCAAGCUAGCCUGGACAUAUGUGUGGCAAAUUGAUACGCAAAGUGUCUCACUCCAUCGACAUCUCGUUCUGAGUGUAUAUUUUUUAUGUUCUACUGUAUGUCACAAGUUUGGACAUUUUACAGCAGUCGCCAGUGGUGCCAUCCACUGUCAUCGUGAUCACUGUUUCAAGUUGAUGAUGAAACAGCAUGUGGCCAAUAAAUGUUCAACUUGUUCAA